This is a messenger RNA of Austrofundulus limnaeus, 2457 nucleotides long. RefSeq names its product extracellular calcium-sensing receptor-like. The transcript has 6 exons. The coding region runs from base 16 to 2457 and encodes 813 amino acids. Gene Ontology annotation, molecular function: G protein-coupled receptor activity. Lineage: Eukaryota; Metazoa; Chordata; Actinopteri; Cyprinodontiformes; Rivulidae. The record is from RefSeq and is a predicted model, not a curated record. Gene Ontology annotation, biological process: G protein-coupled receptor signaling pathway. Gene Ontology annotation, cellular component: plasma membrane.
AAGGAUGGUGACAUUAUGUUGGGUGGAGUCUUCUCCUUUCACAACAACUGGAAAGAAAAACAGGAAACAUACCUAAACAAACCUCUGCCACUGCAAUGCACCAGUUUAAAUUUCAGAGAAUUCCAGUUAGUCCAGGCUAUGCUUUUUGCCAUCGAGGAGAUAAACAAUAGCUCAGACCUGCUGCCGGGAAUCUUUCUGGGCUAUAAAAUAUAUGAUACGUGUGGAUCCAUUGCUAGAAGUGUAAAAGUUGCACUUUCAUUGCUUAACAGUAAUGACAAUGCAUCUGCUCCUUCUAAAGCAUGUACAAAACCURCACAUGUGCAGGCUAUAAUGGGAGAAGCCUCUUCAUCUCCCAGCACAGCAAUAGCUACUGUUAUUGGGUCAUUUCAUAUCCCACUGAUCAGCCACUUUGCUACAUGUGCUUGUCUCAGUGACAAAACUAAGUACCCCUCAUUUCUCAGAACCAUACCCAGUGACCACUAUCAGAGUAGAGCCUUGGCCCUUCUAGUCAAACACUUUGGAUGGACCUGGGUUGGAGCUGUUAGAACCAAUGAUGAUUAUGGCAACAGUGGCAUGGCAACAUUCACAGAAACUGCGGAGCAGCUGGGCAUCUGUUUGGAAUAUUCUAUUUCCUUCUAUAGAACUGACUCAUCAGACAAAAUACUUAAGAAUAUUAAUAUAAUCAAAGCCUCAACUUCAAAAGUGAUUGUUGCUUUCCUCUCCCAAGCUGACAUGGAUGUCCUUAUACAUGAGUUUUCCAAACACAACUUGAGUGGGUACCAGUGGGUUGGUACUGAGGCUUGGAUCUUUGAUUUUCAAACUGCUGCAGGGGAUACAAACCAUCUCCUGGAUGGAGCUAUAGGUCUUUCUAUCCCAAAAGCAGAUGUCAGUGGUUUGAAAGAGUUUCUUCUAGAUGUGAAACCACUUAAUUCAACAGAUACUAACUUGUUUACAGAGUUCUAUGAGGCACUAUUUGGCUGCAAGUUCAAACCAUCUCAGUCAGAAGAGAUUCAGAGUCAAUGUACUGGACAUGAAGAUCUGACUGGAGUGGAAAACACUUUCACUGACAUGUCCCUCAUGCCUAUUUUCAACAACAUGUAUAAAGGAGUGCAUGCAGUGGCCCAUGCUUUGCACAAUAUUCUCAGCUGUAAUGAAAUGUGCAACAACAAUUUGCAGCUAGAGCCUUUAACAAUUUUACAGCAGAUACUAAGGAUUAAUUUUGAAACAAAUGAAGGAGAUGUGGUUUAUUUUAAUGAACACGGAGAUCCACCAGCAAAAUAUGAAAUAAUAAACUGGCAGCCAAGACAAAAUGGCAUUGUAAACUUUGUCACUGUUGGUCUUUAUGAUGCAUCUUUACCUGCAGACCAACAAAUGAAUGUGAAAACAGAAACUUUAAUCUGGGCACAAAAAGCAAAACAGGUUCCUGUGUCAGUUUGUAGUAAACCCUGUCCUCCAGGAACAAGCAAAGUUCUUCAGAAAGGAAAACCUGUUUGUUGCUAUGACUGUAUAAGAUGUGCAGAGGGGGAAAUUAGCAAUAUCACAGAUUCUGUGACCUGUGUGAAAUGCUCUCCGGAGUUCUGGUCAAAUGAGAAAAGAGAUGCCUGUAUAAAGAAGGAGGCCGUGUUUCUGUCAUAUGAAGAAAUUAUGGGAGCACUGCUUACGGCAGCUUCUUUAUUUGGAACAUGUCUAAGUGCUGCUGUAGCUAUUAUUUUCAUAAAAUAUAGGAAAACUCCUCUUGUCAGAGCAAACAACUCUGAGCUGAGCUUCCUGCUGCUUUUCUCAUUGACCCUGUGUUUUCUCUGCUCUCUGACCUUCAUUGGACGUCCCUCUGAGUGGUCCUGCAUGCUCCGUCACACAGCUUUUGGUAUCACCUUUGUCCUCUGCAUCUCUUGUGUUCUGGGGAAAACAAUGGUGGUUUUAAUGGCCUUUAAAGCUACACUUCCAGGCAAUAAUGUGAUGAAAUGGUUUGGACCUGCACAACAAAGACUCAGUGUUAUUGGUUUUACUCUUAUACAAAUAAUUAUAUGCAUCCUCUGGUUAGCAAUUUCCCCUCCUUUUCCAUCAAAAAAUGUUGAAGGAUUUAAAGAUAAAAUUAUCUUGGAGUGUGCUCUAGGCUCUUCUAUAGGUUUCUGGUCUGUACUUGGAUACAUUGGACUUCUGGCUGUGUUUUGUUUCAUCUGUGCUUUUUUGGCUCGAAAACUGCCUGAUAAUUUCAAUGAAGCAAAAUUUAUCACUUUUAGCAUGUUGAUAUUUUGUGCAGUUUGGAUCACGUUUAUUCCUGCAUAUGUUAGCUCACCUGGAAAGUACAGUGUUGCUGUAGAAAUAUUUGCCAUUCUUGCCUCCAGUUUUGGACUGCUGAUUUGUAUUUUCCUCCCAAAGUGUUAUAUCAUGCUGAUAAAACCAGAUAAAAACACAAAGAAAUAUUUGAUGGGGAAAGGACCACAAAAAGCAUUUUAA